Molecule: messenger RNA, 600 nt
Organism: Necator americanus (New World hookworm)
Lineage: Eukaryota; Metazoa; Nematoda; Chromadorea; Rhabditida; Ancylostomatidae
Exons: 1
Coding region: 1-600 (199 amino acids)
Source: RefSeq, a predicted model, not a curated record
AUGGAACCUUUGGCAACAACCAUUCGUUUCGCCACGCUGAACUGCCGAACACUAUCGAGUGAAUUCCAAGCCGCUCUAUCCAGACUUCUGCGAUAUCUCUGUGUGCUUUUUGCUGCACUGCAGGAAACACGCAUGAGAGAUUGGCCCGUAAUCAGCAUCGAAAAUUACACCAUAUACCGCGGCGAUGCUGAUGAGAACAAAGUAGGUGGCUGCGCGAUAGCUGUGAGGAACGAUUACAAGAACCUGGUGGAGGAAUUUGGCUCAAGGUCGUUUAGACUCGCCUUUCUACGACUGCGGGAUCGCAGAGGACGUGAACUCUGGAUCGUAAGUGCUCACGCACCUACGGAAACUGCUGAGGACAACAGUAAGGACGCCUUCUAUGAUGAACUCAAUGCGCUGAUGUCUAAAAAACCAAACCAGCAGGUGGUCAUCGUCGGAAUCGACGCAAAUGCGAAGAUGGGACUCGAACAGACGCGCCUCAUCAUCGCUUCCACGUUUAAGAGGUAUCAUCGAUGCCAUCUGCUCACGUGGCAGGGGUCAACCCUUUUAACGCCUGAAGAGCAGCGCGAGCGGAAGAUCGCCUUGUUCAACGAAUCCUGA